Bombus terrestris (buff-tailed bumblebee) is the source of this 4834-nucleotide messenger RNA. It is a transcript of the gene ewg, whose product is annotated as DNA-binding protein Ewg. Gene Ontology annotation, molecular function: DNA-binding transcription factor activity, RNA polymerase II-specific; RNA polymerase II cis-regulatory region sequence-specific DNA binding. Gene Ontology annotation, biological process: regulation of transcription by RNA polymerase II. The record is from RefSeq and is a predicted model, not a curated record. The transcript has 8 exons. Bases 457 to 2109 code for a protein of 550 amino acids. Gene Ontology annotation, cellular component: nucleus. NCBI's taxonomy places the organism in Eukaryota, Metazoa, Arthropoda, Insecta, Hymenoptera, Apidae.
CUUCUUAACUGCCUGUUCGCCGUCUGUCGUCUGUCGCGUCGCCUGUCAAAUUCAUCCAACAAAUAUGUAUCUGUUGCUCGCUGUCACCCCGAGUGUAACACCGGUUCGCUACGCUUCAUCCGCGCAUCAGCGAUAUCCUAUGUCUAUGUACAGACCACGGCGACGGCGACGACGACGGCGACGUUCACAUAUUUACGUUACGUUAAUUUGUUUCCGCGCGCUCCUUUUUCAUGAUGUUAUCUCACGUUUAGUGUGAAUAUCUUAUAGCGUCACGUUUCAUCAUGCGUGGGGAUCCUAAGCGUACGCGCGGGAAACACUUCCGCCUGAAACUCAUUGUUUAUGUUUCUCAAAUUCUGACCGAGGUGAUGUAGAAAGAAAAUAAAACAUCAAAGAUUGGCAUCUGUUUUGACGGGGCAUUGCAAUAUAACUGAAGACACGACGGACGAAGAUAAAAAGAUGGUGUCUCUGCCUAGUGCAGAGCCUGGCACAAUGGAUAGAAUCUCAGAUGAUGAUGACGACGAGCCAAGUAGUGGGUCUGAAACAUAUGAGGAGGGUGACCUUUUGACAGCAGCUAUGGAUGAUGAUGUGACGGCCCAGCUCGCCGCUGCAGGUUGGCAAAUCAAACACGCUAAUGGCCCUGUUGGCGUAGCCGCCGCGGCGGCCAUUGUCUCAGCGAAAAAGAGGAAACGACCUCAUAGCUUUGAAACAAAUCCCAGCAUUAGAAAGAGACAACAAAACAGACUCCUAAGAAAACUUAGACAAACUAUAGAUGAGUUUGCAACGCGAGUUGGACAACAAGCAGUAGUAUUAGUAGCUACACCAGGAAAGCCAAACAGUAGUUAUAAAGUAUUUGGAGCAAAACCAUUAGAGGAUGUAGUAAAAAAUUUAAGAAAUGUUAUAAUGGAAGAACUUGAAAGUGCGCUCGCACAACAAGCUCCUCCACCAGUACAAGACGAUCCAUCUUUAUAUGAAUUACCACCUCUUAUAAUAGAUGGCAUACCAACACCCGUGGAAAAAAUGACGCAAGCUCAACUCAGAGCAUUCAUCCCUUUAAUGUUAAAGUAUUCUACAGGCAGAGGUAAACCUGGUUGGGGAAGAGAUAGUACACGGCCACCAUGGUGGCCAAAAGAACUUCCUUGGGCAAAUGUGCGUAUGGAUGCAAGGUCUGAAGACGAGAAACAGAAGAUUUCUUGGACACAUGCAUUAAGACAAAUUGUAAUAAACUGUUAUAAAUUUCAUGGAAGAGAAGAUCUUCUACCUGCAUUCAGUGAAGAGGAUGAUAAAUCAAAUGUACUGAUACAACAAUCGACUCCUCAUUCCUCGUCGCAUCCGUCACAUUCAUCCGGUCAAGGACAAGGUGGACAAUCGCAGCAACAACAGCAGACGGUGGGAGUUGUUCGCCUCAGCAGCACGGAUUCAUCUAAGGGAAACUCUUCGCCAGCACAAAUCAUUGCCGCGUCUCCUACAGCUCUUGCCACUGCCACUCAGAUGACAGCUCAAUAUCCGACAGCAGUUUUACAAACAAUAACGAACCCCGAUGGCACCGUAUCAAUCAUCCAGGUUGACCCUAGUAACCCAAUAAUUACGCUACCAGAUGGUACAACAGCUCAAGUUCAAGGUGUAGCUACUAUCCAUACAAGUCAAGGAGAAGUACAAGCACUUGCUGAAGUAGCAGGCAGUGGGGAAGGUACUAGUGUCGCUGUCGAUUUAAACAGCGUUACAGAAGCAACAUUAGGUCAAGAUGGUCAAAUCAUUCUCACAGGAGAAGAUGGACACGGCUAUCCUGUUUCCGUCUCAGGAGUGAUAACAGUACCAGUAUCUGCUAGUAUGUAUCAAACUAUGGUUGCCAAUAUUCAAAGUGACGGUACGAUGCAAGUAGUCACACCAAUGGUUCAAGUCCCAAAGGUUGAGCCUGGAAAUGGGGAAGCUAGCAUUGAAGCUGUCACUAUUCAAGGGCAUCCUAUGACAAUGAUAAACGCCGCAGGUGAACAUCAAGUUCUUCAAGUAAUAUCAUUGAAAGAUGCUAAUGUCCUCACGAAGGCUAUGCAAGCCGAAGUUGUAAAAGAUGAGGAUAGUCAACAACAACAAACCGUCUCUAGUCCAGAAUAAAGCGUUUUACAUAGUUAAUACAAAGCUUUUAUGUUAACACCAAAAUGCGACAGGUGCACAUUAGUGGUGUUCAUGAGAAGAAGAGUGAGAGUAUUAGAAAUGAUAUGUGUUAUUAAUAUUAAGGAAGAUGAUUGUGUCUUUUCUGAAUCAUCGUAUAGUGUGUUCUCUUGUUGAGAAACAGUAAAUGAAUAGCGAAUAUGUUUGGAGAGUGAAAAUGAUUGAAUGUUCGAUGACUCAUUGGACUUGAAUGUAAUCAUAUUUGUAUUCAAGAUUCAUUGUAGACACUUAGAAGUAUUCACUUGUAAUUCAAUUUCUCGAAGAUAGUACUAAUUUUUAGAAAGUACUGCGACGCUCGAUGAAUGAAAAUCGUUGAACAUGCAAAGUUUCAUCGAUGUAUUUAUAGUGAUAGUAUCCGUCGUCUGGAUAUUUAACAUUUUCCAAUAAGCAAACACGGAUACAAAUAUUUUCAUCUAGUCUUAGUGUCGGGUCCUUAAGAACGAUCGAUAUACCAAAGAAUUUUAAAUUUGCGUUAAACUAUUUUACGAAAGAGAUGAUUACUAACAAAUUAUAUAAUUUAAUUACAUCGAACUAAUGAUCUAAAAAGGACUUUAAUUGAACGAGUUGAUGCUGUAAACUAUAUAAUUCGAAUUUAUUUGUUAAACUUGUUAAUGAUAGAUUAUUUUUUCAGACAAGAUCAAGUCUCAAAAGUUGCUUAUGGUUUCAAAAAUAUUUAUGGAAAGAUCUGUCAUAUGUAAAAACCUUUUUGAAGUUCAAUGAAAAACGAAUUCAUAUUUCGUAGCAUCAGGAUUCCGAACUAAAUGUAAUUUUUGAGUUAAUCAAAUUUGGCUAUCGGAUUAAAACAAAAUGUAAUAUGUAGCCUAUUUUUAUGAUAAAUUGAGAUAUGGAGAUGAGUCAUUUUUCGGCGAUAGAGAUAUAUAACGAUACAUAUUAAUAUACAUUAAUAAUCGACAGUAGAGAUAAAUGAAAAAAAAAUUAAGCAUUUCUGACGGGUACAAAUAGGCUAUAAGACAUAAUUUUUUGAAAAAUAAGACAUAUGGAUUUGAAGUACACAUCCAAGAAACAUAAUUACUUUUAUCAUAUUAAUACUAUGUUAUAUUAGAAAAUUAUUUUUAGGUGAUGUUAUAAAGAACACUAUAUACAUAAUUCUCACAAAAAUGACAAUUAAAUUCUUCCAUUUCCAUUCUGUAUUACUUUGAUAGUGUGCAGAAUGUAGAAAUGGAGAAUUGCUUAUUGUUCUUUAUUUUCAUUUUCAGGUAAUCUAUUUAUUUUGGUUAUUAAUGAAAAAAAAUCAAAAUGUUUUCAUGCAUUUAAAUGCCAACUCACUUUUAUACAAUAUAUUUAAUGUUAGGAAGAAUAUUAUUUUUUCUGUGCAAUCUUGUUUCAAUGUUGCGGUAUCAAGUAUUGCAAGUAUAUGUGAUUGACUACCGAAAAUGAAUUUCAUUAUUCUGACGAUUUUAUUUACAUUUUUAUACUUUUUAGUAUCUUUGUGUGCAUCAUACGUAUAUAUAUAGGUAUGUGUGUCUGUACAUAUAUGCAUAUAUAUAUGUACACGCACACACGCACACGCACACACAUAUAUAUAUAUAUUGUUUUCAGAUGAUAACUAAUAAUGAAUUUGUGAUACUUGUUUAAUUAAUAUCUUUUAGUACAUGUGUCUCUAUCAUGAAUGAUGAUCAUGAAGUUCCUGUAGGUGUGUAGUACAGUCUUCUCUUUAAAAAAGUGUAUGUCAAGAGCAGAGUCGUAACAUUGAAACAACAAACUGCCCUCGACAUUAAGUAUGAAUGAUACCAAAAAGAAAGAAGGUUUUUAUAACAUUAUAGGAGAAAGUAGAUAAAUUUAAUAAUUAUCAGUAGAAAACAGAUCACAAUGACUAGAUAUUAAUUGUUAUAUUGUUUUUUAAAACUAUGGCCAUUACAUACAAGAUGUAAUAUAUUGAUACUCCCAUGUAAGACCAUGUUGUAUUUUUUUGUUCUUGUUUGUAAGAAAUCACACAGGACAUAAAUUAAGUUUAAUGUCAUUUGAGAAAAGAAUGUAAUACCAUUUUAGAUAAUUAUAGAUGUAUGUGUACAUGACUUUACCAUUGUGUAUCUUACAAUGUAAUUUGUACAUAUGUCAUUGUUGUGUCACCUUUCUGCUUUGGUUACUUUUGAUGUAAAAAGGUAAAAAAAAGGGAACUUGAAAAAUAUUAAAAAAUUCGAGGCAACAUAAGGAACCAAUAGAAGUUGCAAUUAAAAUAUAAUAUAUACAUAUCAUUUUGUUUCAUGAUCUAUUAAGAUUAUUAAGUCUUGAAAAGCAAUAUAUAAAUAAUACAUGUUUCAUAUAUUUUUUCAAUUCAUGAACAAUAUGCUUCAUGUAUGAAACAGAUACGACAUAUGAUAAAUAUUUGUCAAAAUCAAUAUUUAAUAAGAGACAUGACAAUUGGUAUUCUUUUAUCUUGAUUUAAAAGUUGAUUUUUUGUUUAUUUGUGACAAGUCUAAUAGAAAGCACCUCUAAGUGUAGAUACUAUGUUUAUUAAUUUAGAAUCAAUAAUUAAUGUAUAUCAUCAAUGGAUUGAAGCGCUAAUUCAGGCUUAUCAUAACCAAGCUCUUCUGGAGUGUUGAUACCUAAUUCAUCUAAUGUAGGUCUGAUUUCUUGCAAAAUGUAAGGAUAAAUUUCGUUAAGUUUGCUUCCACAUUUAUCCUUUACCAUCUCCAAAAUCCUGAUA